AUUGUUAGAAAAUAAUUCAUCUUCCACCAUCAUGCAAGUUAUGGGUUGACCUAGACUUGAGUGAUCUUUGAUAAUUGGUCAACAAGUCUUUUUCUUCCAUUUCCAUCAUCACCAUCUUUUGCUCUUUCCUUGAAAUUGGAGUAUCAGAUUCCCACUCUACUUAGUUUUUUUUUUUUAAUCUCAGUUCUCAAGCUACACCACUCCAGGUGCCUUUCACACCAACCACACAGCAAAACCUGCCAGUUUUGAAUUCUCAAGAGGCUGCUUUGUAAUUUGGUUUUUGCUCAAAGACCAUGUUUUUCACAAAAUUAUGCUCACUUGAACUCUGGGUUGUGCUUAGUUUCUCCAAAUAUUUCACAUGAAACAGUUUCUUGAUUAGAGGUUUGUGGCUCUUCUGUUGUCUUUGGCCUUUGAAGCAUCAAGAAUGAAGAAGGUUCUUUUGGCUGUUUUGGUUCUGGGGUUGCUUACUGUGACUGUCAAGUGUGAGAGGCCUGCUGUUGUGAAUGUUGGGGCUGUUUUCACCUUCAAUUCAGUCACAGGGAGGGCAGCAAAGACAGCCAUGGAGAUUGCUGUCUCUGAUGUCAAUGGUGAUCCUACUAUUCUGAAUGGGACAAAGCUGAACUUGAUCAAGGUGGAUGCAAAUUCCAGUGCUUUUAUGGGGUCCAUUGGAGCGUUUCAGGUUAUCGAUAAGCAAGCGGUGGCAAUUAUAGGUCCAGAGUCCUCAGCAAUAGUUCAUAUGAUUUCUUUCAUAUCUACUGGUCUUGAAGUGCCUCUCAUCUCGUUUUCUGCUAGCGAUCCGAGUCUGUCUGCAUCUCAGUUCCCCUUUUUUGUUCGGAUGACACAGAGCGAUUCUGUUCAGAUGAAAGCUUUGGCUGACUUGAUUCGCUACUAUGAAUGGAAAGAAGUGAUAGCCAUAUUUGUGGAUGAUGAAUAUGGGAGAAAUGGGAUAUCUUAUUUAAGUGAUGAACUUUCCAAGGGAAUGUCAAAGAUUCACUUUAAGUUCCCGUUAUCUGUGAACUUUGAUUUGGAUGAGGUAACGAGGGUACUAAAUAGGUCGAAAUUCUUAGGCCCUCAGGUUUUUGUUGUGCACAUGUAUACCGAUGCAAAGUUGAGGUUCUUUGAGGUAGCACAGAAGCAGAAUAUGAUGAGUAGCAACUAUGUGUGGUUUGUGACACAUUGGCUUUCUUCGAGUUUGGAGUCUUCAUCCCCGGGAAACCAAUCUUCUCUUCGAGUUCUUGAAGGCGUUGUGGGGCUUCGUCCUUAUAUUCCAAUGUCGGUCCAGAAAACUGCUUUUGUUUCUCGCUGGAAACAAAUGCAGCAGAAGAAUUUUGUGCAUUCCGAGUUAACUACACAGGCAAUGUAUGCGUAUGAUACUGUUUGGGCAGUUGCUCUAGCAAUUGAUAAGCUUCUUCACGAGGGAAACAAUCUUACGUUUUCGUUCAACAAUAACUUGCAUGACAUGGGAAGGACUAAUACACAGAUUGACAGGUUUAAAGUCUUUGAGGGAGGAGAAAAUCUUCUCAAGUUUUUAACACAAAUAAACUUCCCGGGCUUGACAGGACAGGUUCAUUUUGAUGCAUUGCAGAACCUUAUUGGAAGUGGUUUUGAGGUUUUUAAUGUUGUGGAAGGGCAGAUUCGCACGGUUGGUUAUUGGUCAGAAUUUUCCCGUCUCUCUACUUCCCCUCCUCCUCGAAACCCCCCCAAAAGCAACCAAACAACAAAGUCUGAGCUUGAUCAAAAGCUUGGAAAGGUUCGGUGGCCUGGUGGGGAGAGCACAAGACCGCGUGGUUGGCUUCUCGCCAAUAAAGAAAAACCGUAUAAAAUUGUAGUUCCAAGGAGAACCGGUUUCACAGAAUUCGUUAGAGUGAAUGCCAGCAAUGGAAUAGAGGGCUAUUGUGUAGACGUUUUUAAUGAAGCAACGAACCUACUUCCUUAUGACAUCCAUUUCAAAUUUGAGCCUUAUGGAAAUGGUGUUUCCAAUCCAACUUACAAUGACCUUGUUAAAAUGGUCGUGGACGAUAAAUACGAUGCAGCGGUUGGAGACAUCACUAUUGUGACUAACCGGACAAGGAUUGUGGAUUUUACUCAACCUUUUGUGGAUAGUGGCCUUGUCAUUGUAGCCCCGAUUGAUAAUUCGAAAUCAAGUACUUGGGUAUUUCUAAAGCCGUUUACAGCAGAAAUGUGGAUUGUCACGGGAUUGUCUUUUCUGGUUAUAGCAGUGGUUAUUUGGAUACUAGAGCAUCGUGUUAAUGAUGAUUUUCGCGGUCCACCCAAGAGACAGCUAAAAACAAUGUUACUGUUCAGCUUCUCGACGCUGUUCAAGACAAAUUCAGAGAAUACGAUAAGCACCCUCGGGAGGAUGGUGAUGCUGGUGUGGCUAUUUCUGCUGCUCGUGGUAACCUCGAGCUACACAGCAAGCUUGACAUCAAUCUUAACAGUCCAGCAGCUCUCGUCGUCCAUCACAGGAAUGGACAGUUUGACAGCAAGCAAUUCGCCCAUUGGAUAUCAGGUUGGAUCGUUUGUGUAUGCAUAUAUGAGAGACAACUUCAACAUUCCUCCUUCAAGGCUCGUGCAACUGCGCUCUCCGGAAGAGUAUGAAUCUGCUCUCCGGCUAGGGCCAGGGAAACGAGGAGGCGUUGCUGCUAUUAUAGACGAGCUUCCAUACAUCGAGCUGUUUCUGGCUAACCGGACUGAUUUUGGCAUCAUUGGACAGCCAUUCGCGAAGAAAGGAUGGGGCUUUGUUUUCCAGAAGGAUUCUCCUAUAGCAGUUGACUUAUCAACCUCAAUCCUUAAACUCUCCGAGAGCAAGAAGCUUUAUGAGAUCUACAAGAAAUGGUUCUGCAGGCCUGACUGUCCAUCAGAGAGGGCAAGAACACCAGAGCCCGACGAGCUCCAACUAAGCAGCUUCUGGGGACUCUAUCUUCUAUGCGGCGCCAUUACCGUCAUUGCCCUGUUGAUCUUCUUGCUCAAAACAGUUCGCCAGUAUAUCCGGUAUAAAAGGACGCAGAUGGACCCUUCUUCUCCAUCAGACAUGGGCUUCUCUAAGGUAGUCUACAAUUUCUUUGACUUCAUUGAUGAGAAGGAAGAAGCCAUCAAAAACUUCUUUUCCCAGCAAGAUAGUUCUUAGUUGUCCCAACUUAGCAGAUAACAAUGUAGUAUAUAUGACGUUGUUGCUUCAGAAUUAUCAGUUUCAGUGUGUACAUACACAAGUAGUUAUAUGUUGCCCGCACGGGUAAGUCAAUCGGUUCCUUGUGACACAAUGACAAAGAAGCAGAAUCAAGCCCUAGCAGUUUCACUGGUGACUGGUCCUCCCACUAAAUGGGUCAUUAAGUAACCGUGAUUUACCCGAUUCUUAGAUUAAGGGAUUUCACUUUUUGUGGGCAAGUUUGUCUGCAUGGAAUUCAAAUAUAGUAUCAUGUACAUAUAGUGAUAUAGGUUGCUCCCAUCUUUUAAAAUGCAGAAUAUUCACCAUAUAUAGAAUUUUUGAGUUGAUUUA
Messenger RNA from Ipomoea triloba (trilobed morning glory), 3496 nucleotides. Its product is annotated as glutamate receptor 3.7-like. Lineage: Eukaryota; Viridiplantae; Streptophyta; Magnoliopsida; Solanales; Convolvulaceae. Gene Ontology annotation, cellular component: plasma membrane. Gene Ontology annotation, molecular function: glutamate-gated receptor activity; G protein-coupled receptor activity. The transcript is spliced from 6 exons. The record is from RefSeq and is a predicted model, not a curated record. Gene Ontology annotation, biological process: G protein-coupled receptor signaling pathway. The coding region runs from base 425 to 3127 and encodes 900 amino acids.